UCUAUGUAUCUCUGACAGAAAAGACAGGUGAUGUCAAAAAGUACAACCGCUUGUGAAAUACCUAACCUAAAAUUAUCAGGUAUUUAAGCGGUAAAUAAACACAUAAUAAAUUCAAAAAUUCAAUGACUAUAUUCAUGACGUAUUAAAACAUCCGAUACCAUUACUAUGGCGGCGAAUAGUGCGAAUUACUGGAAACGUUUGUGGAGAUGGACAACAUCUAACAACCUGUCCUUGGAAGAGUUGCGGGCAGUUUUGGGCAGUAAGGAAGUCACUGAGGCUUUGUACCAAGGCCUCAACAGUUACAAACCUAAUAAACCUGAGGCCUUCUCCCAGCUGCAGUCCAAAUACCCGGAUCAGACCAAACUGCUUAGUGUGGUUCAAACCUUGCAAAGUUACAUAAAUGUGGACACCUUCCAAGUCUGGGAUAUCAUAAAGCACUACCUAUGUGACAUCUCCUACGGAACACCUGACAACGCCCUGAAGAAUGUAGCCUUUGUGGACACUAGAACAUCAUUUUUGCUACCCAACAUUUGGCGAUUUUACUACUCAGAAAGACUGUUUAUGCUUAAACUGCUACAGUACAUCAUUGAAAACCAUAAUAAUAAGAGUCACAAGUAUCAUGAAGAGUUCUCUAGAAUUUACAAUAAUGGAUGUAAAAAUCUUCUCCCGUCACUCAUUACUCAAUUUGAGAAGGCAAUUUCUACUGUACCACCACCGAGAAAGAUUCAAAGUGACUUUUCAAACGACAGUAUUAGACAGGAAUGGGCAGAAUAUAACUUGAGAGAACAAUUAUUCAUCUUGCAAGUCAUAUUGCUCCUUGUUGAAGAGCAGAAAAUUACCGAUACGGACUUCCAGGCGUUAUUCAAAAUAUUUAGGAAACACAACUAUGGCAAAAACCAAGGAUACCAAGAGAUGUUGGAGGAAAGGCAUAGAGAGAUGUGCAUGAGGAUAACAUACAUGGAAGUCUGUUUAUUUAUAGUCAUCAAUUACAAAAAUCAUGCUAAUGCAUCAUCAUGGAUACAAGCCAAUGAAAAUGUUGUGGAGCCUGAACUUACGAAAUUACAACUGAAUGCAGAGCACAGUGCCAUGUUAUUAUCAUGGAUGCUUCUAUCAUUGCAGGGCAAAGACCAUGCAGUAAUGUUUGAGAGCAAGUAUCAGCACUAUGGCGCAACUGCACUCAAGAUGCACGUGUUUGAAUUCCUGAGUCAGAUGUUGAAUAGCAGUGUAUUUACAGACAAAUCAAAAUGCUCUCAAAUAGCCAGACAAACAGUUUACAAUCUUCUCAAAACAUUAUGCGACAAAUUCGACGGCGACGGAACGAUCAGCCAUCAGGCAGGCAUCACUCAACUCUGUGCCGACCUCCUGCGGUCUCCAGAGAUAGCUGAAGACUUCUGGAAGCUUCAGCAGAAAGAUGACCAGUUUGGUAUUGUGUCGCUAUGGAACACAGCAUUGGAGUAUUUUCCUUACAAUUUCUCCAUGUUAUCUGUAUUGGCUGCUGGCUUGGCUCAGGCUGGGAAAUGUAGUGUUCUAAAUCUCAUAGGUGAGCUGAAAAACUUGCCAGUGUACACAGAAAUAUACAACCCCAAUAGUGUGCCAUUGGUAUCGUUUGACUCUGAUGACGCUACAAUAGGCCGAGAGUACUUCCCUCUGGGAGGUCCCUCGUACCGCAUCGAAGCAGGAUCAAAGGCUACCGUCAUGGAGAGGAAAGAGGGAACGAUGAUACACUUCCGAACUCCUUACUCUUAUUGGACAGUGUUCAACAGUGAAAUUGAGAAAGCACUGGAUCGUAAACAACAUCAUAACGUUUUGUCGGCAUUGCAGCGAGUCUAUGAGGGUGCUAAAGUUUUAAAAGGUAUCCUGAAAGCUUUAGUAGCAGACAAAGAGAUCCCCAAAAGCUUGGUGGCUCCGAGUGAGGGCGUAUUCGACGUAUUAGUGCGGUUUAUGCGCGCGGAUGCGACCGCGCUGCCGCUACUGGUGCAGUGUCUUGAAGUCUGCGCCGUUCUCGUGCCGGUCUUCCCCAAGGAGAUACACUUGAGCGAGGGCGUAUUCGACGUAUUAGUGCGGUUUAUGCGCGCGGACGCGGCCGCACUGCCGCUACUGGUGCAGUGCCUUGAAGUCUGCGCCGUUCUCGUGCCGGUCUUCCCCAAGGAGAUACACUUGAGGCUGGUGAACACGGGCUUACUCCCGCGCGCGCGUAGCCUUCAACUGUCAGCAGCGGAAUAUGCACGAGGCGCGUCUUUUGACUCGGGCGCAGUGGGGUCAUUCCUCGUGGCGGUAGAGCAGCCGGGCGGCUCUUACCACUUGUUGGGCGCGUACAUCGACUUGCUGUGUGCUUUUCAUGAGUCGUCAACAGAUGAGCGCAUCACAAUGGAGAUCAUCCUUCCCGGCCUGGUCCUCAUAGUCCGGGAAGUUUUCCCUAACAUGUUGGGAUGGCGAUACGCUUCGUUAGCGCAACGCCGCGAACUCACCGGCGCUUGUCUGAGACUACUAGCUUUAGUACUACAGAAGAAAACUGGUGGCGAACGCGCUACAAUACUAAGACGUACUGGGCUGCAUAGUCUACAUGAUGCAGAUAAUGCGCGUCAAUUGUUACACUGUCUUGCUGUGGGUAACGAAAAUCUCGAAAAAAUCAUGCUCGACGAAACGAACUGGAUUUCGGGACCUGGCAACGAGUACAUAACCAGCUUACAACGCUGCGUUGCCAUCAUCAUGUUCGCACUACGCCUGAAAGAAGAGAUCGGCUCUCCCAGUGAGAUGACGCCGUUGGAACACCUCAUAUUUGCGCAGAACAAACAAAAAGACCGACUGAAGGUGGUGCCAAAAGUGACCAGUUACAUAAACCAUGCGUUCAACAGGAGUCUGCCGGUUCUCAGCUGUCGAUUAUUGAAGAGAUUUGCUGACGGAUUCCAAAUGUCUCUCUUCGCGUCUUUGGAUAUGACAGCGUACCAAGUCCGCGUCAUGUUCCUUGACCGAUUGCGCGAUGAACACGAAAGUCUGGAACUAAAAGUGGCAAUACUCGAGUUCGUAGCUACUUGUAUUGGGAAGCAACCAGGUCUUACUGAAGCAUUCUUCAUGAUGAACCAUGAAAAGGCUAAGGCGGAGGAAAAUGACAAGGAAGGCAAAGACCAAAAGAAGGCUGAAGUAGAGAAGAAAACUGCUCCCGAGACUGAUGAUAGUUUUGAAGGCAUCUUAGGGUAUAUGGCUGACUAUCUCAGCACUAUUAAGACUGACGCAAAAUACCUCCACAGCCCAUUGCUAGGCUGCAUUAUGGCGCUAUUCCACGCGUUAUGGAAGAACAACAUGCAAAUUCUAGUCAAGAAGCUUAGAGAGAACAAGAACUUUUGGGAACACUUGACCAGUCCUCUGUUCAAUGAAAUACAACCUGGUUUACGCACGUACGCACAGAUUUUCAAUGUAUUGGGUAUCGAACUGUUUGCAUCGAGAGAAAAGCUGGAGCCAAAUCUCAAAGCAGUGCUAGAACAGUUUUUUGAUACUGACAAGAAGCAUUUAGACACGUGGGUUGAUUUUGUCUAUUCCUUUGAUGGAAAAGAUGAGGAAGUGGAGGUCGUAGAUAAAGUCCCCGUUUGGUUAGGACUGCUAACAUCUUGGAAAGAUUUCACAACCAUUUUCUGCAAAUGUCUACCCAUAAGCUUGAACAUAGCACACAAGUCCAAAAUGGUCGCGCCUUGCAUGAACGCGCUGUUGAACGAGUUAGAUGAUUUAAAAGACGGCAGGCUCGUCGUGAUUCUAGCCGAGUUAUACGUCAUAAUGCUAGCCAACUGGAAGGAUGAUUGCUUCGAGAACAGAAAGGCAAACGCGAAGCAAAUAGAUAACCUUCUUACGAAUACAGCAGCCGUUUACGAAUGUUUACAUCCACGCGCUAUUCGAGCAAUACUAUCAAUUUGCACUGUUGCUAUCAGCAGUUUGGAUUAUGAAAUCAAAGCGAACAGUGCAACAGCUCAAAGUAUUAUACGGUCUGUGACCAACAUCAACAGUUUGGAGCUCCAAAAGUUACUUGAUGACAUAACCGACGUUCCAAAAGCUGAACCCAAAUCUGAUAGCACUAAAACCUCCGAAGAAAUACCUCCAGUCGUGUUAUGCCUGGCUAUGUUAGAGCAGUGCUUGGAUUUGUACGAUGAAAUGUUUUCGGGGCUAUCGCAAUGGUUCCAGUCCAGCAAGUUUAUCAACAAACUGCUUUGCUGUCUUCAAACGUGCUUGCAAAGCCGCCGGCACUACCACACGUCUCUGGCCGCGUUGCGUUGCAUCACUGCGUAUUCUAGAGGGCCAUUCUCGAAGGAUCUACUCAUGAGUGACGUCGAUCAGUUUCUUUGGCUGCAACUGUUGCCGCCGAAAAUUGAUAGCAAUGGGGGAUCAUCCACGUGGAAGCCGCAAGAGUGGUGGCGUGUGUACGCUUACAGUUUGGACUUUAUAUCGAUGAUGGUUAUGAAGCACGGCCAAUUCUUUGCUAGUGACGCCAUAACCUUUGUCGGCGUGCAUUUGGAGCACCUUAUAGAAGCGAUACUGCUGCCGCGUCAGGUGUUCAGUUUAGAUGCGUUGAACCUAUGCGCGUCGACUUUGAAUCUGGUGGUGCAGCUGGUGAAGUUCGAAUCGAGGUGGCGCAUUCAGAAUAUCAAUUCGUUGAUCGGUAUUAUGCGCAGCAUAAGCGCGUGCCUGUACCAGUGCGUGACGCUGAUGCUGCGCGCGCGCCGGCCCGCCGACGCGCCGCCGCACGACGAACACGCGCCCGCGCCCGCCAUGCUGCAUAGAACUUUGGAGAUCCUUCACAUGGCAACGCUCUGUCUGCUCUCCUUCAGUCCAGACCUGCUCUCGCUACUAGCUGACCCUGGACUAGACAUGGAGCGUUGGCAGCCCCUCGUGGAACUUCACUUCGGGGCUCCCAAGAUAUCCUACGAGCCGUUCCCGCAGCUGACAUUUGGGACCUUGCUGUCGGCUAUAUGUCUGCUCACCAGAUCCCUCAAUCAUGCGUACCACGCAGACGAAGGCAGCGGCUCGCGUUCCCCGCGCGGUCGCAGACGCGCCUGCUCCUGCGGCAGCCCCGGCGAGUCCCGGCGCGCCAACCGCAGCGAGUCGCUCACCAGCAUCUCGUCGGCCGCCAGCGCGCUGCCCUGGCUGGACGAGCGGCUCGUGGCCGGCGCGCUCGAGGCCACCGCCACGCUGCUGGCCGAGCAGUCGCUCACCAGCAUCUCGUCGGCCGCCAGCGCGCUGCCCUGGCUGGACGAGCGGCUCGUGGCCGGCGCGCUCGAGACCACCGCCACGCUGCUGGCCGAGCAGUCGCUCACCAGCAUCUCGUCGGCCGCCAGCGCGCUGCCCUGGCUGGACGAGCGGCUCGUGGCCGGCGCGCUCGAGGCCACCGCCACGCUGCUGGCCGAUGGUUGUGAGGCACCGCUCCCGUGCCCGGGGUGUGACGUCAGCAAACGCAGCCAGUCGCUCACCAGCAUCUCGUCGGCCGCCAGCGCGCUGCCCUGGCUGGACGAGCGGCUCGUGGCCGGCGCGCUCGAGGCCACCGCCACGCUGCUGGCCGAGCAGGCGCUGCUAGCAGUCCGCGACGCGAGCGUGCCGAGCCGCCACAAGCAACUAGUGCGGCGCGAGCUCAGCUCCGAGCUAACCGUCUUCCACGACUUCGUGCGCAAGCGCAUCCUCUGCGCCGCGCACUCGCGUCCGCACCUCGUCCGCUCCCACCUCGGCGCCUGGCCCCUACCCGCCAACGAGGAGGAAACCAAACGCAUCGAAGAGGCCAGAAAAGACAAAAACCUUUGUCUAUGCGACGACGAAUCCGAAACACCCCCGCCCCCGCCCCCUAAACGCGCCGCCCACGAUUCCAUGCGGGAAUACAUCCUCCGCAAACACUACCUGAACAAAUGCGCCCAAACACCAACCAAAGGACCUCCCUCCCCUGUCUCCCAUUCCACUCCCGCGUCGGACAAGAAGAAAGAAACUUCUAGAAGCUCCAAGCGAGUCUCCUGGGCCGAGACGACUAGAGACAGCGACGAAAGUCUCGAUAGUUCGCUCCAAGAGAUCGAGCCGGUCUACUCUAAUUUGACUGAUGUACAAAUCAACAACGACGAAGACUACUUCCACUUUAUGUCUAUUGUGUUCCUUUAUAUUUGUCAAACUGAUUUGUAAUGUGUGGAUUCAAGUUUUAGCUGUGUAAAAAUAAAAUUGAUCAUUUUUUACAUCUACUUUAACGUUUACAUA
Molecule: messenger RNA, 6216 nt
Organism: Ostrinia nubilalis (European corn borer)
Lineage: Eukaryota; Metazoa; Arthropoda; Insecta; Lepidoptera; Crambidae
Gene: Nup188
Product: nucleoporin Nup188
Exons: 21
Coding region: 166-6144 (1992 amino acids)
Biological process (GO): RNA export from nucleus; protein import into nucleus
Cellular component (GO): nuclear pore inner ring
Molecular function (GO): structural constituent of nuclear pore
Source: RefSeq, a predicted model, not a curated record